AGUACAGCAGAAGGAGAAUGGCGGUGAAACAGCAGACAGGUUCUGUUCUGGUUCUGGUCUCUCUGGUUCUGGUUCUGGUUCUCCUCCUGCAGACCUGCCGGAGCCGGGCUGAAGACCUGGACUGGGACCAGAACGGAUACGUGUUGUACUGCCCCUGCAUGGGUCGCUUUGGGAACCAGGCGGAUCAUUUCCUGGGGUCUCUGGCCUUCGCCAAGAUGUUGAACCGGACCCUGGCGGUCCCUCCCUGGAUAGUUUACCGCCACCACACACCCCCCUACACCAACGUCCACGUCUCCUACAGCGAGUUCUUCCAGCUGGAGGCUCUGUCUGCCUACCACCGAGUGGUCUCUCUGGAGGACUUCAUGGAGAAACUGGCCCCCAAACACUGGCCCUCAGGUCAGAGGAGAGCCUACUGCUUCGAGACGGCAGCACAGAGGAGUUCAGACAAGAAGUCCUGCCCCAUGAAGGACGGGAACCCGUUCGGUCCGUUCUGGGACUACGUCGGUGUGGAGUUUGAGAAGUCUGUGUUGUUUGGUGGUAUUUCCUUCAGUGCCCACCACCAGACUCAGUGGAUGAAGAAGUUCCCCCCCUCGGAGCACCCUGUGCUGGCCCUGCCGGGGGCCCCGGCCCACUUCCCGGUGAUAGAGGAGCAUGUUGGGCUGCAGCGCUACGUGGUCUGGUCAGACAAGAUGGUGGAGGAGGGAGAGAGACACAUCUCCACCCUGCUGACCAGGCCCUACGUCGGCAUCCACCUGAGGAUCGGCAUCGACUGGCAGAAUGCCUGUAAGAUGCUGCAGAGUGGAGAGGCGGGGCCUCACUUCAUGGCGUCUCCUCAGUGUGUGGGCUACAGCCGGCAGACCGCUCUGCCUCUCACCAUGAACAUGUGUCUCCCCGACCUGCCGGAGAUCCGCCGGGCCGUCAAGCUGUGGGUGAAGAAGACCUCCGCCACCUCCGUCUUCAUCGCCACCGACUCCGAGUCCCACAGCAGAGAGAUAGAGAAGCUGCUGAAGGGGAAGGUGAAGGUGGUGAGUCUGCAGCCGGACUCGGCCCAGAUGGACCUCUACAUCUUGGGACGCUCCGACCAUUUCAUCGGCAACUGUGUCUCCUCGUUUUCUGCCUUUGUGAAGAGAGAACGAGACGUCCAUCGUCUCCCAUCGUCCUUCUUUGGUUUGGACAAGCCGGGGAAGUUAAAUCAAAAAGAGGAACUCUAAACAUGGUCAUAAACAUGGUGGUCUGCUGGAUGUUGCUGCUGGGGGACAGACAAUGUGGACAGAAGACAAUAUUUACCUGUAACACUACGGCUUUUAAAAUGAAUUUUAAACUGUGAGAAAAGAGGAAGGGCUGAUAGAAAUAUGGUGCAGCAGGUCGGUAGUGUUAGAAAGCUGUGACAUGGACACAGAAAUACUACUGUUAGUAUUAGUCAGGGCUGUAACUCUGGACCCCUGGAGGCAUACUGGGGUAAAAGUGUUUUCUUGAUUGUUCCUCUACUAUUUUUUUGUGCUGAAUCCAUUUCAGAGCUGGAACACGGGAAAUGGAGUUUUUUUUCUUCUAAAAUGAGUAUUUUUUUCUCAUAAUUUGUGAUUUUUUUGUCUUGUAAAUUUGUGAUUUUUUUCUCACAUAAUUUGUGAUUUUUUUUCACAUUAUUUGAGAUUUUUUUCUCGU
Centropristis striata (black sea bass) is the source of this 1662-nucleotide messenger RNA. RefSeq names its product protein O-fucosyltransferase 1 (gene pofut1). Gene Ontology annotation, molecular function: peptide-O-fucosyltransferase activity. The record is from RefSeq and is a predicted model, not a curated record. The coding region runs from base 18 to 1211 and encodes 397 amino acids. Gene Ontology annotation, cellular component: endoplasmic reticulum. Gene Ontology annotation, biological process: regulation of Notch signaling pathway; Notch signaling pathway; protein O-linked glycosylation via fucose. NCBI's taxonomy places the organism in Eukaryota, Metazoa, Chordata, Actinopteri, Perciformes, Serranidae. The transcript is spliced from 7 exons.